Messenger RNA from Australozyma saopauloensis, 834 nucleotides. Its product is annotated as hydroxyacyl-thioester dehydratase. Gene Ontology annotation, cellular component: mitochondrion. Bases 1 to 834 code for a protein of 277 amino acids. The transcript has a single exon. Lineage: Eukaryota; Fungi; Ascomycota; Pichiomycetes; Serinales; Metschnikowiaceae. Gene Ontology annotation, molecular function: (3R)-hydroxyacyl-[acyl-carrier-protein] dehydratase activity. The record is from RefSeq and is a predicted model, not a curated record.
AUGAGAUCAGAGGUCCAGAAAUGGGCAACGCAAAUUAAGAAAAAGGCAUGGAUCAUCUCCGAUACCGUGUCUCUCGGCAAUGUCGCUCACAUGAGAAAUCUAUUGACUGAAAUAGUUCCUGCCGAACCCGAGUCAAACAAGAGCUUGUACGGGUAUAGCUUUCUAUUUAACACGCAAACCAACAGCGAUCUUGGAAUUGACGGAUAUGACAAUUACCAGGCGCCAAAGAGUUUGUCGGGCCAGCCGCUCUAUCUCAGGCGGAUGUGGGCGGGCGGAGAAUUCGAGUUUGUGAAGAAACCUCACCUUGGCGAAGUGAUAAACUGCCGCGAAAACAUUACAGCAGCCAGAACAAUCGGAAAUGCGACUUUUGUGCUGAUAAAUAGAGAUUUUAAGAGCUCGUCGUCUUCGUUGAUCAACGAACUUCGUACGCUCAUAUACACCAAUGAACCUUUCCAGGAGACCAAGAGGGAGGACAGUCCGGAACAAUCGUUUGACCAUCUCUUCAAGACAAAGUUUACUCUUCAGCAUAUCAUGCGAUAUAAUUUUCUCACGUACAAUCUACACAAGAUACACUACGACGCAGAGUUCUGCCGGCGGGAAGGCUUCCCCAACGUCCUAGUUUCAGGCCCGUUCAUGGUGCUGAUACUUCUACAUUACUUCUGUUCCAAGUAUGCUGGAAUUUCAAUCAGGAAGUUCAAGUAUAGAAACAGCAGGCCCUGUUUCAUAGACACAGAUGUGACUCUAGGUAUCAAGGAGGGACAUGGAUGCUUCGAGGUGCAACUUUUGUGUGGACAACACAUCGCAUGUAGCGGAGUAAUCAGUCCGAAAUUAUAG